GUUUUGAAAAACCGACCCGUUUGCAAAAGUGGGUCGGGUACGGAUUGGGUUAAAUAGUGUAGGAUUAAUUUUGGAUUAAACCCGAACAUGACCCGACCCAAUUUUCACAGCCCUACUUGGACCCUCUAAAAAAUAAAUCAAAGCAAUAUCAUUACUAUUACAAACGAAGAUAAAAAACUUUCAUCAUUGCGGAUAAAGCAAUCCUUCAUUGCGGACGCAUUUCCCAGGUCCACUCGCUGUAACGGCCAACGGCGACCGUCACUCCCCAUCGUGAAAACCCAAGCCACCAAAAGGGUAUUUCUGUCAUUACAGGCUGUCCUCCGUCCCCGUUCAGAUAUCCAUUUUCCACCUCCACCUAGCCCAGUCAAAGCACUCGGCCCCCUCGCCCUCUAUCCAACGGCCGCGAUGUGCCCGAUCCUCCAUAACGGUGCGAUCACAGCGAUGACACCGGUAUUCCUCAGCGCGAACGUCGGCUCACGAGUUACCGACGACUCGCUACAUGCUUCUCCACGCGUCUGUCCCCAGCCACUUCCUCGUCGAUCGAUCCCUUUUACAGGCCCCAACUUCGCCGUUCUUGUUUAGAAGCCAUUUUAGGGCGUGUGAUUGAAGAGAGAAAAGUUAGAUCUGUUAUGGAAAGGAAGAACGCCGAAUCUGCUAGGCGGCCAAAUCCCGCGAUGCCGUAUCGGGAAGAUUGCUGGAGUGAAGGGGAGACAUCGACGCUUGUUGACGCAUGGGGUGACCGCUACCUCGAGCUCAACCGCGGGAAUAUCCGGCAGAAGCAGUGGCAGGAAGUUGCCGAUGCCGUCAACGCCCGCCCGAGUGGCGGGCGGCGUCCCCCGCGCACGGACGUCCAGUGUAAGAACCGGAUUGAUACCCUGAAGAAGAAGUAUAAGAUCGAGAAGGCGAAGAUAUCUGACGGCGCCAUCGCCAGCCAGUGGCCCUUCUACUCUCGCCUCGACAUGCUUGUCGGGUCCUCCGUGCCGCCCAUAAAACCAACCCCCUCGCCAUCGCCGCCGCUCGCUUUGCCCCUUCCUACUUUCAUCAGGAGGAGUUACUCAGCAGCUGCCGCUGCGGUGGCGGAUGGGGACAGCGGGUCGUUGUCGAAGUCUUCGCGGUCGAGCAUGGAGAGACGUAUGUCGAGGGAGCGGAAGAGGAAGCGUGAGAUUGGUGAGGGCGACGGGAUGCGAGAACUUGCCCGGGGGAUCGGGCGGUUGGCGGAAAUCUACGAGAAUUUGGAGGCCGAGAAACAUCGGCAGAUGAUUGAGUUGGAGAAGCAGAGAAUGGAAUUCAUUAAGGGUCUGGAGUUCCAACGCAUGCAAAUGUUUGUUGAUACACAGGUCCAGCUAGCGAAAAUCAAGCGCACCAGGCGUAGUGAUGCUGGUGAGAUGGGUCUUUCUAUAGCUUUUCCUUCUUUAUUGCAGCUCCUUGUACUGAGUAUGUCAUGAUUGGAUGCAUUUGUUUGGAGAUCUUUGGUUACAGGCCGUUCUAGAUCUAGGCACGGUUAUGCCUGAUUUAAUUUGGGUACUUUCUCUUAUCUUCCUUCGUGUUCAUCUGUCUGGUGAUGAUGUUUCUGUUUAUAAAAAUUCAAUCUACUAUUGCUUGUUUUUGUAUUUGCUGACACUUCGAACAAUUCUAUUUUAAUAUUGGUUUAGUGUUCCACGCA
Molecule: messenger RNA, 1663 nt
Organism: Dendrobium catenatum
Lineage: Eukaryota; Viridiplantae; Streptophyta; Magnoliopsida; Asparagales; Orchidaceae
Product: trihelix transcription factor ASIL2-like
Exons: 1
Coding region: 630-1445 (271 amino acids)
Cellular component (GO): nucleus
Molecular function (GO): transcription cis-regulatory region binding
Source: RefSeq, a predicted model, not a curated record